Erythranthe guttata (spotted monkey flower) is the source of this 753-nucleotide messenger RNA. The record is from RefSeq and is a predicted model, not a curated record. Lineage: Eukaryota; Viridiplantae; Streptophyta; Magnoliopsida; Lamiales; Phrymaceae.
UAAGCUGCAAAAUUAAUUCAUAAGAUGAUGAAAUCAGAUUUAAUUCAAUCUGUUUUUGGUUUUAUGUAUAGCGACGCUGCUGCGAAGGCAAAGAAAAUGCCUUGGUGUAUGUACGUGAUGAUGUACACCCUUUGUAUAACAAUUGGGUUAGCUUCACUCAAGUAUCACAUGAAUCCAGACAAGUUGUUUGUGGACAACCUCGUACCGCUCUUGUGUUUUAUUGCAUCAACUGGGUUUUACUGGCUAGUAGAAGAAGCAAUGAAGAAAUCAACGCUAAACCCGGACGAGGUUAUGCCGAACACAAGCGGCGGGGAUCAUCACACUCGUCGCGAUUGUGCCUCCAGUACUAGUGAUGAGGAUGAAGCGAUUAGGAGAACACCGGUGCUCACGUACGUGAUGACAUACACGUUUCCCGGUAUUACAAUCGGCCUUGUAAUGUUGAAAUACCACGACAAUCCAAACAAGGUUUUCAUCAAUAACGUAGUACCGUUGUGGUGUUUUAUCGCGUCUACUUUCGUUUAUUGGCUAAUAGCAGAGGCAAUGAAGAAAUUAACGCUAAUAAAAUCCGACGGUACGUUGUCUCAAAUGUCACUAAUCUUUCUACCCUACCCGGAAUCGCUCGUGCCUCUUAUAAUCUGGAUACCUAUGCCCGUGAUAUUUGUGACGUGGCCUAUAUCUCAUUACAUGUGUGGUAUGCUAAGAAUUUCUUAUUCUUGCAUUGUUGUUGGUGGUGCCGACGACGGAUCUCCGUAA